Molecule: messenger RNA, 3341 nt
Organism: Cynara cardunculus var. scolymus (artichoke)
Lineage: Eukaryota; Viridiplantae; Streptophyta; Magnoliopsida; Asterales; Asteraceae
Product: kinesin-like protein KIN-14I
Exons: 16
Biological process (GO): microtubule-based movement
Molecular function (GO): microtubule motor activity; ATP binding; microtubule binding
Source: RefSeq, a predicted model, not a curated record
UUCCAAUACAUCCAUUUACUUAUAAAUAAUAACCAUGCCUCCAUCAAUGAAUUUGGGCGAGGUGUAGAAGAAAUUGAACGAAUUAUCUGAAAUUUGUAAUAGAAAAGGGUGUAAGGAUUUCUGGGUGACUGGUUAUUGUGUUUAAAAUGGCGGGAACGGGAGAUAUAGCGCUGAAAAUGGCGUCUGAUGAUUACCCAACAAGAAGAAAAGAGGCAGCAAGAUGGCUAAGAAAGACAGUAGGUGUAGUGGUUGCAAAAGAUUUGCCGGCCGAGCCUUCGGAAGAAGAUUUUUUGCAAGGAUUAAGAAGUGGGAUGAUCCUUUGUAAUCUUGUUAACAAGUUGCAACCUGGUGCUAUUCCUAAAGUUGUGGAAGCGCCUUCGGCUGUCUUCAAUGAACCUGAUGCGGAAGCUCUAUCUGCCUACUAUGAAAAUAUAAGAAAUUUUCUUGUAGCCGUAGAAGAUCUUGGCCUUCCAACUUUUGAUUUUGAUGAUCUAGAAGAGGGGGGAGAUUUUUCGAAAGUGGUAGACUGUUUACUAGCCCUGAAAUCGUUUAGCGACUGGAAAAAGUUAGGUGGAAGUGGGUCACGCAAAUUCUCAGGGUCGAAAUCCUCUCCAAGCGCGAAGUCAUUUAAUCGCAGAAACUCAGAACCAUCAAUGACUCCCCUCUCAAGAACUCAAUCCGUUGGCAGUGACAAGUCAUUUGAUACAUUGGAUCAAAGUGGGAAUGCGAGUGACGCUAAUGAAGAGUCCGAUUCUGGGCCAUUGUUCACGAUUGUUUGUGAUCUACUUGAGGAUAAAGAGGAAGAAGACAUUCCUAUUAUUGUCGAGAAUAUACUGAAUAAACUCACUGAAGAAUUUGAAAAUAGAUUGGUAAAAAGAAUACAAAGAGUAAGCUUAGUUACUUCUCAUGGGUUAUCCACGACUGAGACUCCUAGAACUCUUUCUGAAGCUAUAAAGCCAUCCAAUGAAGUAAAUAAUGAGAAGGAAGAAGCAACCCAAACGACUAAAAAAGAGGAACACGGUAGUGUAGAGGAUGAUAAAGCUAUAAAGGAGCAAGAACGAAUCAGUAGAGAGAGAGAAUUACUAGCACAACAAGAAAAGGCUAGAAAGCAGCAAGAGGAGAAGGAACGAGCUGCAAGGGAGGCACAAGAAAGAGCUGCUAGGGAGGAGCAAGAAAGAGCUGCAAGGGAGGCACAAGAAAGAGCUGCUAGGGAGGAGCAAGAAAGAAUUGCAAGGGAGGAGCAAGAAAGACUUGCAAGGGAGGAGCAAGAGAGACUUGCGAGGGAGGAGCAAGAGAGACUUGCGAGGGAGGAGGAGGAGCAAGAGAGACUUGCGAGGGAGGAGCAAGAGAGACUUGAGAGGGAGGAGCAAGAAAGAAUUGCAAGGGAGGAACAAGAAAGACUUAGAAAGCAGCAGGAGGAGGAGGAAAGAGCUGCAAGGGAGGAGCAAGAACGCAUCAAGAGACACAAGGAAUUAUUAGAAGAACGAGAAAGGCUUAGGAAGAUGAAGAAGGAGGAUAGGGAAAGAGCUAAAAGGGAGCAGCAAGAACGCAUCAAGAGAGAGAAAGAAUUACGAGCACAAGAAAAGGCAGCUAGAAAGGAGGAGGAAAGAAUGGCAAAGGAGCAAGUACGCCUCAGGAGAGAGAGAGAAUAUCAAGAAGAACAAGAAAGGCUUAGAAAGCAGGAGGAGGAGGAGGAAAGAGCUGCAAUGGAGCAAGAACGCAUCAUGAGAGAAUUAGAAUCACUAGCGCUACAAGAAGCCGCUAAAAGGGAGGAAAUUAAAGCUGCAAAGGAGCAAGAACGCAAGAACAUAGAGGAAGAAAUACUGGCACUGAAAGAAAAGGCUAGAAAGAUGGAGGAGGAGAGGAGAGCUGCAGAGGAGGAAGAAAGAAUCAUUAAAGAGAAAGAAUUACUAGAAGAAGAAGAAAGGGCUAGAAGACAGGAGGAAUAUAGAAGAAGAAUGGAUGAAUAUAACAAAUUACAUGCAAAAACAGCAAAGAGUGGGGUGCUAGUUCAACAGCAGCAUACAGAGUUACAGGAAUUGAGAAACACCCUUUCUACUGCAAAAAUAGGUGUGCAGUCGAUGCAAAAGGACUAUCUAGAGGAAGCUGAUAAUCUAGGAAAGCAGGUGCGUAGUGUAUGCCAAGCUGCAGCCGGGUACAAGAAGGUUUUGGAAGAAAACAGAAAGCUAUAUAAUCAAGUGCAGGACUUGAAAGGAAAUAUCAGGGUAUAUUGCAGAAUAAGACCCUUUUUGCCUGGGCAAGAGAAUUGUGUGACGAGUGUGGAUUACAUAGAUGAUGAUACCGUAACAGUUAUUGUUCCUUCAAAAUCUGGAAGAGAAGGUCGGAAAGCAUCGAUGUUUACUAAAGUCUUUGGUCCAUCUGCAACUCAAGAAGAUGUAUUUGCAGACACCCAGCCAUUGAUACGGUCCGUUCUUGAUGGAUUCAAUGUUUGUAUAUUUGCAUACGGUCAAACAGGUUCUGGGAAAACUUACACACUGACUGGACCCAGUGACCUUACACCAGAAACGAUGGGUGUAAACUACAGGGCUUUAAAAGAUCUAUUCCUUAUCUCAGAGGAGAGGAAGGACGACAUGUCCUAUGAGAUUUCUGUCAAUAUGCUUGAAAUUUACAAUGACGAAGUUAGAGAUCUCCUUGUGACGGAUGGAAAGAUCCGUAACGGAGCACAGAAGGGGAUGAAUGUACCUGAUGCUAAUCUUGUACCCGUUACAUCAACAGAUGAAGUCGUAAAUCUAAUGAACCUUUCUAAAAAAAAUCGUGCAGUAAGUUCAACCGACACGCAUGAUAGCGGUAGUCGCUCCCACAGUUUCCUUACCGUUCAUGUUUUUGGGAAAGACCUGACAACCGGGACAAAAAUUAGAGGUUGUAUGCAUCUGGUUGACCUUGCUGGAAGCGAGAAGAUUGACGAUUCGGAAGAUGAAGCAGCACACGUAAGCAAAUCACUUUCGGCUUUUGGGGAUGUCAUGGUAGCUCUUGCCCUUAAAAGUUCCAAGGUUAAUUACAAGAGUUGCAAACUCACACAAUUGCUCCAAGAUGCUCUUGGAGGACAAGCAAAGAUCCUAGUGUUUGUCCAUGUACAUCCUGAUCUUGAUGAGGCUCUAGAAACAGUUAACACACUUAAAUUUAUCGAAAGGUUCUCCACAGUCGAAGGUGGAGCUGGUAAAUCUGGGGAAGUGAGGGAGUUGAAAGAGCAGAUCGCGUUACUAAAAGCAGCCUUAGCCAAGAAGGAAGCGGGAGAGGGUCAGUCGCAAGAGUUGAGGACUAGUGCAAGCCUUCAAGAAUUAUCAACGAAUUCACCAAGAAAGGGGGACUUGGAAGACGAU